AAGAGGGCCAGGGAUAAGAGAAACCUCAGAUCGGAGUAGCAUGUCCUACCUACAGCCGCCGCCGGCACAGCACACCAAGCUGCUGGACAAAAUCAGCCGAGCUUUGACCGAUGAGGAUGUUCCCAGGUUCAAGAAUAGGUGUCUAGCCGAGGGGAUACGCCCAGGCGAACUGGAGAGAAAAAGUGUGCUGGAAUUGCUCCAGCUAUUGGAUCGACGCAGGGUGAUUGCUCCAGGAAAGUACGACCACCUUGUACUGCUACUGACUGAUAUCGACAGGGGUGAUUUGGUCCAGGAUUUUUUCACUCCGGAAGGUGAACAGGAAACCUGCGUUGUAUCAGCACCAGCGCCUUGCAACAGAGGCACCGAUGAUCACCAUCAUCCUCAGCAUCGUCCACCAUCAGCCAGCAUGAACAGUGUCAUCUCAGACAAGGGCCUCUCCUGGCUAGCCUCCAAGAUGGGCUCAGACUGGGAGCAGGUCGGCAUGCAGUGCUUUGGGAUGUCUAAGAACGAUAUCUUCCAGUGCAAAGCGGACAACCCCCAUUCGGUACAGAAUCAGAUCUUCAGCAUGCUGCACAAGUGGAAAUGCCGUAGUGGGUAUAAGGCAACCUACGCCCAGCUGCUUAACAUGUUGGCUGAAUUCCCUGACUUUGACAAGACAAUUUUGGAGGAAAUGCAUGAAAAAAUACCUUCAUUUUGAAUUCUGCAUUUGGCAGAUCCCUGGCAAAUCAUCUGGAGGAGAAAUGGUCUACAUUUUAUGUACAUGUGGAAUUGACGGCCGACCCCCUUUGGCUGGGUGAAAUUUUGGUUUAUGCAAGCCGCACUGAAUUUGAAGAAGAAAAGGAAAGAUUCAAAUUGCUUGAAACUGUGACCAGUCAUCCACCUUGUCGUCCUGAAAACUUAAAUCAGUGAUGAGUCUUCCAAGGAAGAUAAUGUUGAAAGUAUAGUUAGUGAAUCAUGAAUGAUAGUAACUGUUUUUGCAUUUGUGAUACUGUUGUCGCUCAUACACAUAAAUCAUGGUGUUCUUUUCACAUUCAAGACGUUUGCUAUUGCUAUUGUUACAAGAUAUCUCCAGUCAUCCACAUCUACAUGUAUUGUGUCCAUUCAUGAGUGCCAUCAGUAGUGUAACGCUAGGGGUUAGGGUUCAGGAUUCAACCCCCCCCCCGCGCAAAAAUUAUUAAAGAAAAAGAAAGUAAAGGAGCCAAUGUAUUAUUUGUGAGUUUAAUGUUGCCAAUGUGUUUGAGAGAAAUGCUGCAAAUGGUCUUAAAAUGUAGCCUUGUAGAUUGAUAGGUGUAUUUCAACAGCACUGUACAAAAUAAGGCACUUCAUAGCAUGUGUGCAAAGCUGACCCAAUCAGUGCAUCGAUUUACACACACUGACACACAGGUUUGAGCUGGUGUGACAUCAGGUGCUUUGUUGAUCUUGUUUUUUUGGAAAUUCCACACUGGCUCAUUUCCCCUAACCCCACCCCAGGAGGCUUAACCCGAACUUAUAUGAAUUGUCAAACCCCUACCCCUAGGAGCAAUAUUUGAAAUUGUCCAUUGCCAAGUGAACUUGGACUUGUGAAAUGAGACCAAAUCUGAACAUCAGACCUUGGACACUAGGUAAAGGAUGGAUUGGUAAAACAUAUUUUCUCGUCCAAUUAAAACAAUUCUCGAUAAUUACCGCCAACCCCAGGGAAACCAUUUUUCACCUCUCUACUGAUACAUGUUGUUAGGCCAAACUAAAAGUAGUUGUGUUCUUGUUAACCUCCCCCCACCCUAGACAGUCACGUAGAACUAUAUCUUUUUAUUCGAUAUAUUAGUAAGAAAUAAAAGCAUGGAAUGCCGACCGAAAGCAGAACUGUGCGUAAAUCAUC
Messenger RNA from Acanthaster planci (crown-of-thorns starfish), 1855 nucleotides. RefSeq lists its product as uncharacterized. NCBI's taxonomy places the organism in Eukaryota, Metazoa, Echinodermata, Asteroidea, Valvatida, Acanthasteridae. Gene Ontology annotation, biological process: regulation of apoptotic process; signal transduction. Gene Ontology annotation, molecular function: protein binding. The record is from RefSeq and is a predicted model, not a curated record.